Phytophthora nicotianae INRA-310 is the source of this 1822-nucleotide messenger RNA. RefSeq names its product tubulin alpha chain. The record is from RefSeq and is a predicted model, not a curated record. NCBI's taxonomy places the organism in Eukaryota, Oomycota, Peronosporomycetes, Peronosporales, Peronosporaceae. Gene Ontology annotation, biological process: mitotic cell cycle; microtubule cytoskeleton organization. Bases 272 to 1633 code for a protein of 453 amino acids. Gene Ontology annotation, molecular function: structural constituent of cytoskeleton; GTP binding. The transcript has a single exon. Gene Ontology annotation, cellular component: cytoplasm; microtubule.
AGAGUCGGGGGUUUCCAAGCAUGAAAAUGUAGCCAUCCAUAAUUGCUUACAAAGCCCAAGUCUAAGGAAUCCUAAUCUCCGCGACCUUCUAGAGUGACCGUUGGUGGAGCGCCACGGUGGCCCCGUUUCCUACUCAUUCGCGAAUUUGCCAGCUCCCUGUCAAGCCCCCAGACUCCGAGUAAGCUUCAUCACCCAGCUUCCUCGUGGUCUACAACUUGUUCUUGACUCAAGCCAACCCUCCUUUAUCCAGCACCUUUUUAUUUCUUCUAAGAUGCGUGAAGUCAUCUCCAUCCACCUCGGCCAGGGCGGUAUCCAAGCCGGUAACGCCUGCUGGGAACUGUACUGCCUUGAACACGGCAUCCAGCCUGAUGGCCAAAUGCCCAGUGACAAGACCAUCGGGGGAGGAGAUGAUGCCUUCAACACUUUCUUCUCCGAGACCGGUGCAGGAAAGCACGUCCCGCGUGCUGUGCUCGUUGACCUGGAACCCAGCGUCUGUGACGAAGUGCGCACUGGUACCUACCGUCAGCUCUACCACCCGGAGCAGAUUAUCUCUGGCAAGGAGGAUGCUGCCAACAACUACGCGCGUGGUCACUACACCAUCGGCAAGGAGAUUGUCGACCUGGUGCUGGAUCGCAUCCGUAAGCUGGCCGACAACUGCACCGGUCUGCAGGGUUUCCUGGUCUUCAAUGCUGUGGGCGGCGGAACCGGCUCCGGUCUCGGUGCUCUGCUGCUUGAACGUCUGUCAGUCGACUACGGCCGCAAAAGCAAGCUCGGCUUCACUAUUUACCCGUCACCUCAGGUGUCCACCGCCGUGGUGGAGCCAUACAACUCGGUGCUGUCCACCCACUCACUGCUGGAGCACACGGAUGUGGCCGUGAUGUUGGACAAUGAAGCCAUUUACGACAUUUGCCGCCGUUCGCUGGAUAUCGAACGCCCAACCUACACGAACUUGAACCGUCUUAUUGCUCAGGUCAUCUCGUCUCUAACGGCUUCGCUGCGUUUCGACGGUGCACUCAACGUCGAUGUGACGGAGUUCCAGACGAACUUGGUGCCAUACCCACGUAUCCACUUCAUGCUGAGUUCAUACGCCCCCGUGAUCUCGGCCGAGAAGGCCUACCACGAGCAACUGUCUGUUGCCGAGAUCACCAACAGUGCGUUCGAGCCUGCGUCCAUGAUGGCUAAGUGUGAUCCUCGUCACGGCAAGUACAUGGCUGCGUGUCUGAUGUACCGUGGUGACGUUGUCCCGAAGGAUGUGAAUGCCGCUGUGGCCACCAUCAAGACCAAGCGUACUAUUCAGUUCGUCGACUGGUGCCCUACCGGAUUCAAGUGCGGAAUCAACUAUCAGCCUCCCACGGUUGUACCUGGUGGUGAUCUUGCUCGCGUGCAACGUGCGGUGUGCAUGAUCUCCAACACCAGUGCCAUUGCUGAGGUGUUUUCUCGCAUCGACCACAAGUUCGAUCUGAUGUACGCCAAGCGUGCAUUUGUGCACUGGUACGUCGGUGAGGGUAUGGAGGAAGGUGAGUUCUCAGAGGCCCGUGAAGAUCUUGCUGCUCUGGAGAAGGACUACGAGGAGGUGUCUGCUGAGACUGCUGAGGGUGAAGGUGAGGAGGAGGAGUUGGGCGAAGAGUAUUAACCGACGACUGUGGAUUCGAAUAUUAAGCGCGUGACCCUGGUGGUUGCAGUGUUCAGAAGGAGGAUGACCGAGGAAUGCACUAAUUCAUUUGUAGAUGUUGAGAAGACUUUAUCUUUAGCAAUUAUGCCAUUUGCAAUUUCUCCGUGUCCAGCAAUCCUUAAUCCAUAUAAUUUCUGGAUCAUAUCGAGA